Hyla sarda is the source of this 1742-nucleotide messenger RNA. RefSeq names its product transcription factor Sox-17-alpha-like. Lineage: Eukaryota; Metazoa; Chordata; Amphibia; Anura; Hylidae. Gene Ontology annotation, biological process: regulation of DNA-templated transcription; anatomical structure morphogenesis; cell differentiation. The transcript has 2 exons. Bases 463 to 1575 code for a protein of 370 amino acids. Gene Ontology annotation, molecular function: RNA polymerase II cis-regulatory region sequence-specific DNA binding; DNA-binding transcription factor activity, RNA polymerase II-specific. The record is from RefSeq and is a predicted model, not a curated record.
UCUGAGUAUCAGAAUAGAGAGAUAAUUAGGAUAAGAGGGAAGAUGACACCGCCGUGAAUAAUUACCAGGGGGAAAUUGAAUCAGCAUGUGAACAAUGAUCAUUAUGUGUUAUCACUCAUAUCUGCUGCAUGCUGUAGAUGUAACCUGUGGAGUAAUUCACACACAGGGCUGAUUACAAGUCAUUACAGUGUAGGAUCAUCCACUCUCCUUGGUCCAGUCACAUGACCCCCUGGUAUAGCCCUGCCCACAAACUGUGAAGCUCUCUACCUGCUGCAGGAUGACCACGCCCAUCACACCUUUCUGCAGAAUUACUCCGCCCCUGUGCCCUGAUUGGUCACUGCUGUGCUUAUAGACACCUGGUUAUGUCCUCAGGGCAGACACAAGCCUCUACUAGCCUGAGUGUGACCAGCUGAAGCCACCAGAGCCCUGGACAACCCUGAGCUCUACCUCUCCUCUGCAGACAUGAGCAGCCCUGAUGGUGGAUACUCCAGUGACGACCAGCUCCAGGGAAGGUGCUCAGUGCCAGUCAUGAUGUCCAGCCUGGGCCAUUGCCAGUGGACAUCUGACAUCUCCAUCAACUCUAUUAUGGAGAAGACCAAGAACAAGUUUGAAACUGCCAACCCCAGAAGCAAAACUGAUGCUCGGAUUCGCCGUCCAAUGAAUGCAUUUAUGGUGUGGGCUAAAGAUGAGCGCAAGAGACUGGCCCAGCAGAACCCGGACCUGCAUAAUGCAGAGCUCAGCAAGAUGUUAGGACAAACAUGGAAGUCUCUGACGCUGGUUGAUAAGCGACCAUUUGUAGAGGAAGCUGAGAGGUUGCGAGUACAACACUUGCAGGACCAUCCCGAAUACAAGUACAGACCUAGGAGGAGAAAGCAGAUAAAGAGGAUGAAGAAGGCAGAUGAGAGUCUUUACCCAGACACAGACAUACCCACCUCUGCAAUGCUCAUCACAGAUGGACUCAUGGCAAUGGACAACUUUACCAGAGCUUACCCAGAGCACCAGGCCAGUCAUGUCUCACAGAACAUUGCAAGCAAUUACAAGGAACAUCAAUCUAUGUCACACUAUUACAAACCCUACAAUCUGCCAACAUCCCCGAUGCCCCAGAUGACUCCAUUACACCACUCAUCAUCACCUACCCAAGACGAAAACCAAAUGAUGCCUUACACCUACAACACUUCCUAUUCCUUUCACUUCCAGCAAAACAAUCCGUGUUCUAAGUAUGGAAGACAAAUCCCUAAGUCAGAACAAAGUUCAUUGGAGAAUCAAGAACAAGUCUCUCCACAUUUGUACUAUUCCCAACACUAUGUACCUACCAGCAGAGCUCACCAGAUGGUACAACCAGGACAGUCAUCACCUCUUCAUGAGCCGGAACCCAUUCAUAGAGCAGAGCACUUCCACCAGAGCCAGCUUGUGGGGGACAUUGAUAAGAAUGAGUUUGAUCAAUAUCUCAUGCUCGAUGUCAAGUUUGAUGCGGAGCUGAACUCUCACACAGAGGGAGUGGACACCACAAAUCUGCUGCCAUCUUUAAUCUCAGAAUCAAGUAAUAUCUGUUGCUACAGUUACUGUAGCACAUGAAGCUCUUUUCAGUUCUUCAUAUAGUGUGAAGGCCAAUGGGACAUUAAAAUGAACUAUUAUUACUGUGCAUUGCCAGGUAUUUUACAAGAGAAAUCAGAUAUAUGUGAAAUAUAUUAAUUAUAGUGUAGAUUUUGUAUUUCACUUUGUACUUGCUUUGUAUUUUUAUA